GUGGCCGCUAGCUAACUUGCCGUGCAUCGAUGUGCGGCGGUGAUUACGCAGCGUAAUUGUUGUUAGCGGUUGGCCACUGCAAAGGGUCUGCAACGAAGCGCUCGAGGCAAGACGCUGGUACAAAUUGCAAGCAACCGCACUCUCGGCAGCACACUUGCAGCUAAUCACAGCAAAAAAGGCAACCCGCCAGCGCCGGCAAAAGCAAUCAAAACGCUGUAAUUUGCCGCCACCUUUUCCAUUCAUGAUUCGAGCGGGCCUUCCUUAACACAUUCAGCGGAGAGAAACCGUCCAUAUGCUGGGCGCCGGGGGACGCGCCGCCAUCGCGGCUCCGGAAUCAGCGCGACAACAACGCAGGCACACGAUGUUUUAAUAGAAAUGGAGGCCGUCGCGGACUUCGAGCGCUGCGUCGCUCUGUUAAGAGGCGGCGACCCGGCCGGCGCCACUACAGCCUUAUUAGGACUGCGGGACAACCCGCAGUGUGUUGAUAUUGCGCGAGCGGUCCUCGCGAGAUCCACGGACGGCGACGCCCUCUUCCAUGCCCUCGCCUUGUUCCGGGACGGCGCCUUGAAAUCCUGGGACGCGCGGCCAUCGAAUGAGCGCGACGCGAUGGCCGGCGCUGCUUUGGACUUCGCGCGGGGCGAGGCGGCGCGCAACGCCCCGCCCUACGUGACCGCCGCGGCGGCCGAGUGCUUCGCGACGCUCUGGGCGCGCGGUUAUGUGGAUGCAUGUGCUGCGGACGCGCACGACGCCGCGGUCCGUAGAGGUAGAGACGCCGUGGUCGCCGUGGCGGCCGCGGGCGGCGCGGCGAUCGUGGCCACGACUUUAUCUUGUCUGCUGGCGGAGCUGUCGGGCGUUGGGAGGACGCACUUGGGGGUUGCGCGCGCGCGGCGGGCGGCGGCGCGGCACCGGUUCGGAGGAGGCGGCGCGGUCGCGUGCGGUGCGUAGGCGGCGUCCGAAACGUGACGCGUCGACGGCGUCACGGUGACUCACGCAGGCGCCGUCGCCUUCGGCCUCGUCUCGCAGGCCGCGCAGCACGCGAAGGCGACCCGUACAAUUCCCCCGGAGGCGACGAACGCCGCCCUGCUCUGCGAGAGCGCCCUGUCCUGGGACGCGGGCGACGCGCCCGCGCACGCGCGCCAGAGCUAUCCCGCCGUCUGGCGCGGCCGCCUCGACGCGUGUUUGGACGACUGCGCCUCAUUACGAGAGGUCUGUGCGCGGGACGACGCCUGUGCGAGGCCCGUCGUCGCUUCGGUUCGGUUGUUGGCGGCAGCGGCCGGCCCCGCGAUUACAUCUGAUGAACCAGGGUAUCGCGCCGCGGCGGCUCGGGCCGCAGCUCGAUUGUUGCACGCCUCUAUUACACAAGCGGGCCCGCCCGACGCUGAGGAUGCCUCAGAAGCCUUCGCGGACGUCGGCCAAGCUUCUGAUGUUGCGGCGGCGGCGGCGGCCGCGGCCGGCGGCUACGGCGCCUUGCGCGUCGACGCGGCGCGGCCUUUAUUAGAGGCCGCCGCCUUGGCUGCGGACUGGGCGUCCAGAGCUUGCGUUGCUGCUGCUUCGAAAGCUACGAGAGAGACCCAACAGGCCUGUAUGAACCGAGGCGACGCGACUCAAGCGUCCAAAGCCCAACAGGCCGCGGACGACGCCGACGCUUCCUUAGAUGAAGGUUUAGCACCAGUAUUGGAAGCCUGGGCCCACGCCUCGACGGACGCGUCGCUGGUCGACGCCGACGCGGCCGCGUGCCACGCGUCGACACCGUCCAACGGGUGGCUCCACGCCGCCGUUUCUGAUGUGGGCGCCGCGGUCUUUGCGAGGUACGCGUCGUGUCGCGUCGAGGCCGCGCGGGCGCAGGCCGCCUGCGCCCUGUUGACCGAGGCCGACGAGGACGCGUCCGCUGAUGAUGUGGAAGAUACUGACAGGAGGGAACGGCUGCAGACGGCCUGCGCGGUCGGGAGACGGGGCGUCUCGGCCGCUUGUGGCUGGGUCGCUUCCGCCUUGCAAGAUUGCGCGCCGAAGUUACUUGCGUUACAAAAUGAAAAUGAUCCUGUUGUUGUCGAUGCCACAUUGGAAGAAGCUAGGGUACUCGUAGCCAUCGCCGGGGCAUUGGUGGCGGACGACGACGACGCCGGCGAGACGCCGGAAGUGCCGUUAGCUGUCUUGGCCGCGGCGCGCUUAGAUCCACAGGCGGGCGCCGCCGUCGGUUCUGUGGUAGGUGCGUCUCUCCAAUUGGUGGAGGCGACGCACGCGGCCUCUCCGGCACUCGCAACGACGCUAGCCUGGUUUUUAAGGAGGGUCGCGGCGGCCUACGCCGCGCCGGGCGUGUCAAAUGCCUUCGCGGGCUGCCCGUCUCCGUCCCAACUGGCACGAGGGGCAGCUAGAGCCGCCGUCGCCUGGCUCGAGGCCUGGCCCUCCGAGCCCCAGACCGCGCGCGGGGCAUGCCUACUCUUGGGAUCGCUGGCUUCCGCGAGACGGGGCGCGUUGGCCGGAGACGCGUGGGCCGAGGUCCAGCCCCUCGUGCAAGCGCACGCCCAGUCCCUGACGACGGGAGACGAUUCCUUGACGAGAGCUGUCUCGAGAUUGGCACCCGAAAGACGUACUGAUCUAGCAACGGCCCUAGCUGAUUGCGCUCUGGCCGUCGACGCGUCAUCUUCAUCAAAUGCCUUCCAGUCCAUCAUCGCGCCCAUCGAGAGUGUGGCCCAGCAAGCAUGUACUCAACAAGCCGACUUGGAGCUCGUGCUGGCUUUAUAUAGGGGCGUCGCGACGGCCGCGGCGGCACAGGCAUUGGACGGGCCGGGCGCGACCCUCGCGCGGCGGCGGCCCGCCGACGCCGUGGCACGCGCUUUAGGACCUUUGGUCGAUGCCGUCUCCACAUUGCAAGAUGCGACGCUCUUCCAAAGAUGCGCCUCAUCUUGUUUGAGUGUGGCGAAGGACGCGGCCUCGGCGCAACUACCCUACGCGUCGCGACCGGCGAAGGCCCUGUUGCUCCAGGCGGCGCCGAAGUGCGUGGCAUUAUGCGCUCGGGGCGCUUUUGGAAGGGAGGACGAGGACGAUCGCUUUUCUGAUCUUGGUUCUGCUUUGGAGUUGGUGGAUCGACUCGUGUCCUACGAUGUGUUGGUUGUGGACGAAGAGGAAGAGGAGAGCGAGUCGCCCGACGGCGUCGGUGCUGGCCUAGAAUGUCUCAGUCUGAUCGUGCCCAACUUGGACGAGGCGUUACUCGAAGGCCGGUCCGCGGCGGGCGCGCGCUUCUUUCGCGCGGUCGCGGCGGUCGUCGACGUGGCGCCCGAUAGGUUAUUAGAACGAAGGGACCUCGCGACGGGCAUGGCCCAGGCUUUGCGAUUUGGAGCCGCGCGCGCCGACGCGGACGCCGCGCGCGCCGCGCUGCACGCUACAAGAGGAUUAGCAGCGCGCGCGGCGGCGGAUGCGAAUUAUCACGACGCGUCCGCCUGGCUCGCGGCGGCGGGCGGCGUGUUAAGGCCGUUAUUGGAGCACAGAUCUGCAGUCUGGGAUCGGGUGGACGACGCGGCCGACGCGGUCCUCGCGUGUCUGGCGGCGUCGGGCUGCGCUUCUCGCACAAUAUCCACGGAGGCGGCGCAGGCCGUCUCUAGAUCAAUUACGGAGAACGCGCCGGCGGAUCUUAUUUUCGACCUCGAGCAACUAGACUCGGCCGGCCGCGCGGCUUUGAGUAGCGCGCCGACGGUGCCUAGAGCUUUGAGACAUCGAGACGCGCGGAAGCGGUUCCGCGACGCUUGUGGCGCGUUUCUGUCCCGGGCGAAGGGGUAUUUGCAUACGGAGUGAGGUCGUGGCGCCCCCGCGCACACGCCGUCGAUUAAUUGUUACGUUUUAGUCA
This is a messenger RNA of Pelagomonas calceolata, 3841 nucleotides long. NCBI's taxonomy places the organism in Eukaryota, Pelagophyceae, Pelagomonadales, Pelagomonadaceae. The record is from the annotation of a GenBank genome assembly.